Molecule: messenger RNA, 1376 nt
Organism: Haliotis rufescens (red abalone)
Lineage: Eukaryota; Metazoa; Mollusca; Gastropoda; Lepetellida; Haliotidae
Product: fibrinogen-like protein 1
Exons: 5
Coding region: 175-1284 (369 amino acids)
Source: RefSeq, a predicted model, not a curated record
CUCUGGCGGCCAUUUUGAGUGAUACCCAAAGACCCCACUAGGGAACACUGUUCUCUACUGGGUGGUCAUGAAGUCUGGCUCAGUAAGCCGACCACACUUGACGGCGUAACGUGUCCAUCGCCGCUCCUGACUCUCCGCUUUAUUUGGCUGGACACAGAUAUCUCAACUAUCAUCAUGCGACUGUUGUUGUCGCUGUUGUUCCUGGGAGCAAUGGCAGUGACAACGCUGGCCCAGGAGAACCAAUGCACGACGAACAGCUUCCGGAGACUGCCACCAGCAAUGCAGAAUGAGCACAUGUGCAUGAUCCUGGAGAGGAUCCAGUUUGACACCACUCAGGACCGGGUCCAGAGAGACACGCAGAUAAACAACCUGGUCAGCAUGGUGUCUCGACUGGAGGGCAAGUUGUCCCGUGACCUCAGCCGGAUCUCCAACACUGUCAACCCCAAGGUCACUCGGGUCAGAGGUUUCCCUGCACUCAGUGACAUCCCCGUAGCCAGAGACUGUAACGAACUGAAGAUGAGCGGUGUCAACAUCAGUGGCAUCUAUCCUCUCAAACUGCCUAACAACUUCGUCGUCAAUGCCUUCUGCGACAUGGAUACAACGACAGGCGGAUGGACAGUCAUACAGCGCCGUAGAGAUGGAACGGUCAACUUCACACGCAAGUGGGACGACUACGCCUUCGGAUUCGGCAACAUCAACACCGAAUUCUGGCUGGGUCUCGACAACAUAUAUCACAUGACGCGUAGCAUGAACUACACGCUCAGGGUGGAGAUCUGGGACUGGAACGACGACCACUACUACGCACUUUAUGACUAUUUCCGAGUUGGCCCCGAAGAUGAGUUCUACCCAUUGCAUGUGUCCGGGUAUGAAGGCACAGCUGGAGACUCCCUCGAGUAUCACAACAAAAUGCCAUUCAGCACGCCUGACAAGGACAAUGACCAAUGGUGGACAAGCUGUGCCAACAAGGAUCGAUCGGGGUGGUGGUUUAAGGCGUGCCACUAUUCCUCCCUCAAUGGUGUGUUCUAUAAGCGGGGCCAGAACAACGUCACGCCCGAUGGUGUUAUCAAUGGUAUCAUCUGGUAUCAUCUGAAGAAUGACAGAUCGUACUCCCUGAAGAGUGUUGAGAUGAAGAUCAAGCCACGUGUCGCCAUUAUGGAGGAUACAGCUAAGUUGGCGGCGGAGAACGCACGGUCAAAGAAGAAGAAGAGGAAGAAUAAGAAGAACCGCGAAGUUUUUAACCCAUACGAAGGUCUCGACGAUGGCUCGUCUGGGGCAGUUGGCUGAACGCACACAGGUAGUGGUUGGUCAGUUUCAGGAGUGAAGGCAGGGGUCAAGGUCAGCUGGGUCAAGGUCAGUUGGUGUGGGACAUAAUAGCA